ACUCGAUGCGGUGUCUUGGGACCGGAGCCAGGAUGGCUUCCAAACUUCGAAGGUCUUGGACCAUGGAAGUAAGGGGUAUGGUGUUUAGCUAUGGUACCUAUAUGCUCUGUUUGAUGACAGUGUUAGCGAGCGGGAUGUCACGCAGAAGAGUGGGAGAGGAAGGGCCACAUCUUACGCCAGAACAGGUCAAGCGAAGAGGAGCGGCAUGGUACUGUGUGCUUGGAAUUUAGUGAGGCUAUAGCAAGGAUGGUCCUAAUGAUCCUUGCCUACUACGCUUUCUCCUUUCCUUUACCUUCGCUCCUCUCCUGCACAGCCUCUGCUGGAACAUCCUCUGCUGGAACAUCCUCUGCCUUCGCGUUGUCCUUUCCCUUACCUUUGCUCUCCCCCUCCACAGCCUCUGCUGAAACAUCCUUGGCCUUCCCCUUACCAUUGUUAGUCUUCGCCGUGAGCCCCUCCACCCUCUUCGUCCGAUACGCCCCCAUAUCCACCACCCCCAACCCCCUCCUCGUCCUCAAAAACUCCUCCACAUUCACUGGCGCCUCGUCCCACUCCACCGCCACCGCCCGCAACUGCCUGCGUUCCUCGGAGGUGAGCUUCCGCAACGCGACCUUGCGCCAGGAGAUCAGUUCGGGGAAGCUGGAGGUGCCGACGGCGAACCCGAUGUGGAGCAUGAUGUCGGUGAAGUUGCGCCAGCCUUGGUGGAAGAGGAGGGCGCCGAGGUUGGCGACGGCGGAUUCCAUGUCGUCUUUUAGGGGGAAGGGGCUUGGCAGCGCGGUGGAGGGGGCGAUUGCGGGGAUGGGAGCGCUGGAGGGGGCGGUAGGGGGGGGGUCGGACUGAGGGGGCGCCAUGAUAAUUAUUGAAGGAUGCUCUUGGGUGGACUAGAUUAUUCGAUUUUUGAAACGCGUAGGAGAGGCUUGGAGAAGAAG
Molecule: messenger RNA, 926 nt
Organism: Eremomyces bilateralis CBS 781.70
Lineage: Eukaryota; Fungi; Ascomycota; Dothideomycetes; Eremomycetales; Eremomycetaceae
Exons: 1
Coding region: 247-837 (196 amino acids)
Source: RefSeq, a predicted model, not a curated record